Lonchura striata (white-rumped munia) is the source of this 896-nucleotide messenger RNA. The record is from RefSeq and is a predicted model, not a curated record. NCBI's taxonomy places the organism in Eukaryota, Metazoa, Chordata, Aves, Passeriformes, Estrildidae.
GACACACUGGAGCAGGAUGGCACCUUUAUCUUAUCUGGCUUUAUUUCUAUAAUGGUUAGUCACUGAUGUUUCAGGAGGAAAGAUGUAGACGUGACCCAAAAGCCACCCACCUCAAAAGCCAACCCAAAAGGGACUGGUUGCAUUUUGAGUCUAUUCCCUGAAUAGGCAGGGAAGGUUUCUACAUUAUUUGAGUUGUUACAGAAAAGCAGUAGUAAUCAUUUUGGAAGAAGGUGAUGUUGGAAUUGCUGUGUUCAAGAAUUAAAAUUUAUUUCCUGAUUUGUUUUUCGGUAAAUGUAUGAAAUUUAUCAACUGAAUUUGUAUUAACACUAAGUCAUGUUAUUCCUUAGCACUGUGGUCAAAAAGAAGAAAUAGCCACUAACAGCUGAAAUAUACAAAUUGCGUAUUCCACUCUGGCUAGGCAGGAACAAUGGAGACUUCUGAUGGAGAAAGUUUGGGUGUAGCCACCUCCACCACUUCUGAUGAGUUUGAUGCAGUUGUUGGCUAUCUGGAGGAUAUCAUAAUGGAUGAUGAUUUCCAGUUAAUACAGAGGAAUUUUUUGGAGAAGCACUACCAGGAGUUUGAUGACUCAGAAGAAAACAAGCUCAUCUAUACAGACAUUUUUAAUGAAUAUAUCUCUUUAGUAGAGAAAUACAUUGAAGAGAAGUUGCUUGAUCGGAUCCGUGGGUUUGAUAUGGUUGCUUUCACAGUGUCUUUGCAACAGCACAAAGAUGAAAUGCCAGGGGAUAUAUUUGAUCUGCUUCUCACAUUUACAGACUUUCUGGCUUUCAAAGAAAUGUUCUUGGAAUACAGAGCUGAAAAAGAAGGCCGAAGUCUGGAUUUAAGCAGUGCAUUAGUGGUGACUUCAUUAAACCAUUAAACAAGUCGUUCUGAUGGGA